Molecule: messenger RNA, 1373 nt
Organism: Suillus fuscotomentosus
Lineage: Eukaryota; Fungi; Basidiomycota; Agaricomycetes; Boletales; Suillaceae
Product: mitochondrial K+-H+ exchange-related-domain-containing protein
Exons: 6
Coding region: 97-1173 (358 amino acids)
Biological process (GO): proton transmembrane transport; potassium ion transport
Cellular component (GO): mitochondrial inner membrane
Source: RefSeq, a predicted model, not a curated record
GUCACGUGGUCCACUCAGGCUACCAACCUUCGGAGGUACUAGUUGCUGCUGUCCCAGACCUCACUACUACUUCUGAGUAUUCUUGCUUUCAGGAUCAUGUCUGCUCUUCCUAAAGCGAUGCGUACAAUGCGCAUAAUUGCUUUGCCUCUUUCUCGCCCAAAUAUUCCACCUGAUCAUGGCCUGAAGCCACACGCAAUUUUUAACCCCAACCGCAUGCUUAUUUUCUACCACUUUGACCUCUCUCAAGGCAACAGUUCUAAAAUCCAAGAUCAGUCUAGUAUAAAGCGAGCGGUGAAAUGGGCGUCCAUAAAAGCUGCCGACCUUUGGGCUGGUUUUGGAAAGGCACCCGAAGGCAGUUGGAAGUUGCAAACUUAUGAGUUUGGCGAACGCAUCAUCGAUCGCAUAGACUUCGAGGAGCUAGCCCUGAAAGGCGUUGACCCUUCUUUAGGGCCAUCGAUUACUCAUGCAGAUGCAACACAAAAAGCAAAUGAGGUAAACUUUUCGGAGAAGCAACGUCCGACGGAGGCCUUGCGAAUACCCCUCAUUUAUCCACCAUCCAUUUACGCUUCGCUACCACCCACGGGUGUGAAUGAAGUAUCGCAUCCCUCGAUUGUACACCUCCGCACGCUUCUAACCAGUCGGGAGCCCCGGCAUCGCAGAGGAUUUUGGAUGUGGAUGGCAAUUGCACCACUUACGGCCCCCUUCAUGAUUGUCCCCAUCAUACCCAACUUGCCAUUCUUCUUCUGUGUAUGGAGAUCUUGGUCACAUUACAGAGCAUAUAGAACUUCGCAAUACCUAUCGUCCCUUUUAGAUCAAGGGUUGAUCACGCCAGAGCCAAGCGCGGCACUUGAUCAACUCUACACUUCUUACGUCCCAUCCUUAUCGAACAUUGAAAGUUUGCGCUCGCCGACGGCUCCCCCUCUCCGAUCCGCGGCUUCAUUGCCAGCAAACACUCCAAACAUGAAUAACGGCCACCCGUCUCAUGAUCCGACAGCUUCUUCAUCACAGCCUGAUGCAUCUAAUGUACACAAGACCUCCCAACGGCUAUUACUUACUCGCAAAGCCAUUCCGCAGAUCUUGCAGCUUUUUGGUCUUCCACAAUCGUCGGCAGCAGACAUGUAUCGCGCAGUAGAACAAGUGCGCGGACGUCUCGGAGGAACAUCCGGCCGGUGAUAGUUGAUAAUGAGCUACGUAUUUGCUUCUGCUUAAUAUUGGGGUGACAAGUUUGAUGGGCAUUAAAUCCCACGCUUUACCACUCCUUUCACUAGUAGAAGUAUUAGAUCGUGAGUACGGAUUUGCAAGGGGUACGGCACGGAACGUCUUUGAAUAGACGUUCUCGAUGGUUUUUCAUUCUGAUCUGACCACGUUAGAAA